Messenger RNA from Spathaspora passalidarum NRRL Y-27907, 1600 nucleotides. RefSeq lists its product as uncharacterized. Lineage: Eukaryota; Fungi; Ascomycota; Pichiomycetes; Serinales; Debaryomycetaceae. The record is from RefSeq and is a predicted model, not a curated record. The coding region runs from base 104 to 1240 and encodes 378 amino acids. The transcript has a single exon.
AUUCAUUUUCGCAACCGUACCCGUCCCCCGGAGAUAGACUAUAUGUAUAUAUAUCUGAUAAUUCCUUCACUAGUGCAUUCUACAAUUGAGAAAAAGUUUUAAAAUGAAGUCACUUGCAAUGCCCGGGUUGGAUAUUAACAAUGCCAUGAAAACUUCUUUAAUUCCAGGCAUACCAAUAGAAAGUACAAGACAAAACUACGAUCAUCUGAAUAUUAUGAGUUUGCAAUCUAGUUCAAAUAGCAUACUAAAUUCAACGCCGUCGCCCAAGUCUAAGCCAAAAGUCAGAAUUGAAAGAACAGAUUCGCCUCAGUCGGCUACUAGCACCACUUCUAAUGACAAACUGAUGAUUGAUAUAUUUAAUGUUCUUGGCAUUAAUAUUGAAAAUCGUGGCUGGCCGUAUGAUGCUAAUACCCUUCAAGAAUUAAUCCGAUUCAGAGGUGAACAAGAGAAAACAAGACAGGAGAUGCUUAAGAAUCAAAAUAUCACUCUUGCACUUGAAUUAUUGAAGUUAGCUCAAGAAAUGAACAUAAGUAACGACGUUAUUCCUUGUUUGUUUACAUCGGACUCCCUUGUCAUGGAACAUAAUUUAAAUCAAUUACAACGGUUCAAUGAUGUUCCCAAUGGAAGAACAACAAGGAAGAGAACUUAUUCAGAUACACAAUUAUCCCACAUGGUAAAACAAAAGGAGGAUAUUCUUAAACACAAAUCACACGGGCUGCUGCCCAUUUCCAAGAAGGAAUUAUUGCCGAGUCCUAACAAGGAAAAGCCUACAUUAUUACCACCAAUUCCAAUUCCCAGUAGGAAGGAGCAAUCGUUAUCACAAGAACCACAAUCAUCACGUCCCAUUCAAGAAACUUCAGGCCAGUAUCUGCCUAAAUUUAUCCCACAACCACCUGUAUACCCUAGAUACUAUAAUCCUCAACCAGACAAUACUAUACCAAGUGGCAACCCAGGAUCUCCUGGCUUCCGUCCCUACAUAUACCCUACACCUGUACAAUACCCACCUCCACAAUAUUAUUUUGUUCCUUCAAGCACACAACCAGUGCCACCAUACUUGAUGAACUUACCUAUUCCAUUACAAAAGACACCACCAAUGCAAGCAUUACACUCUCCUGAAAGUAUCAAAUCACAAAAGGAUGACGCGCCUGUUAAAAAAAGAAGGAAUACCGGGAUAAAUUUCAUGAUCAGUACUCCGACUAACCCGCCAGCUAGAAAGUACAAUAAUCCAAAAGUCAAAUAAAUCACAUGUUCACGCAACUGAAGGGAUAUAUUUAUUUUUAUUUUUCUAAAUUUCACAUUGAUGAUCUUGGCAAAGUGGUAGUUUUUUUUUAAAAGAAAAACUUGACUCUGAGCUUUCGACUUUUUCUAUAUGCAUUUACAGGGAAACCUAUUUAUGACUGAUUUUUGGUUUUUGCUUUCAUAGGUUUCUUGUCUAUUCUUUUUAUAGCUCGCUGUAUUAAUUAAAGCCAAAUGGAAACCAGAGGUAAAGGUAUCUGUGCUUCCAGGAAUAAACAAUCUUACACAAAAAAAAGACUCAACAAACAAUCUAACAUAUGUAACUAAUUUCGUUAUCUUUCUAAUAAGUUCUAUCCAGAGAGAG